CUGAGAGCUGACGUGAGCUCGUUGUGAGGAAGUAGAAUUAUCUGUAUUAUCGAAAAGAGGAGGGAGGGCAGUUAUCGUUUCUCUAAGCUGAGGGGGUGUGUGUUUGUGAGACAACGCGCGCGUGUGUGUGCAUAUGUUUGUGUGCAUAUGUGUGUAUGCAAGCAAGCAAGCUGGCGGAAUUCAAUAUGGCAUCCGGAGAAACGCUGUAUAUUGAAGCAGACGGCUCGGAGAUGCCGGCUGAAAUAGUGGAACUUCACGAAAUAGAAGUGGAGACGAUUCCGGUGGAAACGAUCGAGACUACUGUGGUCGGAGGUGAUGAUGAUGAUGAAGAUGAAGAAGAAGAAGAUGAUGAUGAACACCAGCCUAUGAUCGCGCUGCAGCCGCUUGUAACAGACGACCCGAAUCAGGUCCAUCAUCAGGAGGUGAUUCUGGUGCAGACCCGAGAGGAGGUGGUCGGUGGGGACGAGUCGGAUCUACGGACAGAUGAUGGGUUUGAGGACCAGAUCCUUAUACCGGUUCCUGCUCCCGGGACAGAUGAGGACUACAUCGGACAGACUCUGGUCACGGUAGCAGGGAAGAGCUCCAUGGGCCGAAUGAAGAAAGGAGGAAGCGGUGGGAAGAAAGCGGGUAAAAAGACGUACCUGAGCACUAACGAAGCCACCGGGAGGAAAUGGGAGCAAAAACAGGUGCAGAUAAAAACUCUAGAAGGAGAAUUCUCCGUGACGAUGUGGGCGUCGGAUGAUAAAAAGGACAUUGACCAUGAAACAGUGGUGGAGGAGCAGAUUAUUGGGGAGAAUUCUCCUCCAGAUUACUCUGAAUACAUGACUGGAAAAAAGCUUCCUCCCGGUGGUAUCCCGGGCAUUGACCUCUCUGACCCCAAACAGCUUGCAGAAUUUGCCAGUAACAAUAGCGGCUCUUUGGGUCGCACCUCAGCACGAAUGAAACCACGAAAGGUCAAAGAGGACGAUGCACCCAGAACGAUAGCCUGUCCCCACAAAGGAUGCACUAAGAUGUUCAGGGAUAACUCCGCAAUGAGGAAGCACCUCCACACCCACGGACCCCGGGUUCAUGUGUGCGCAGAGUGUGGGAAAGCCUUUGUAGAGAGUUCAAAACUAAAGCGCCACCAGCUUGUUCACACCGGAGAAAAACCUUUCCAGAUUGAUUUAAUCACAGGGAUGCUGGUGCACUUUCGAGGGCUGCGGCAAACGCUUCUCCCUGGACUUUAACCUCCGCACACAUGUACGAAUUCACACCGGAGACCGCCCAUACGUCUGUCCUUUUGAUGGCUGCAAUAAAAAAUUUGCUCAGUCUACCAAUCUCAAGUCACACAUUCUAACGCAUGCAAAAGCCAAAAAUAACCAAUGAACAGCUCUGUACUGCAUUUUUCCUUUUACUCCUGAACCCAGCCUCAACGUGACAGCAUCUUAAAACACUGGAGGUGUGAACUGUCCCCUUCUGUAGUUCUCCUAAGGAGUGCAGAAAUGAUGACUAAAAGGACUUGGGGUUUAAUUAUGACGUAUUGUAAAGGACACAAAGUGAAACAUUGGUAACCCCUGUAUUCUUGAAUCAGCCCACUUAAGCGUGUGGCCCUUACCGAGGAGCAGAGCACGGCCGUGUCCGGCCCAGCUGCCCAUCCCACGUUGUGAUGGCUUACUGCAGCCAGCAGAAUGAUGGAACUCAUGGACACUCAUCUGUAGACAUUACUUUUUACCACAGUAAGGAACAAGAACAUUUUGGCUCCAUUUCUUUUCACUAUUAUAUCAGUUUCAUCAGUCUGCAUAGAUAUAGCUUUUAAUUUUGUAUUUUUCCAAGUGUGCAUAUUGUACACUUAUUUUCUGGAAUGUACUUAGUAAUGCAACCUUGUGAUUAUUCUUUAUCCCUGAAGACUUAAGGAUUUGCUUAGGGCGUGUUCUUGAAAGGGUUGACUAUAGUUACUGUAAGACAAUACUUCAAAAGUAUUUUAUGUAAAAAGAUAUCUUUUUUUUUUUUUUUGCUUCAUUUCUGUUUGGUUGUAAUCUAACCAUUGAAUAAUCUUGUACACGUGUAUUGUAUGGCUGUGUGAUGAUCAUGUAGAAAUGGACAGUGUGAUUUCAAGUGUUUACUGUUUAUAGCAUUCGGUCAUCAAUUGCUUUUUCUUUUGUCACAUUGUCUCACAUGGCAAAGAAACAUUAAUUCACUUUUUAACCCAUAUAUUGACCCAUGUUUCACAAUAAACCACAACAUGAGAGUUUGUUUUCCUUUGUUUGUAAUGUAUUGUAAAGGCCUAAAUCAUGGAAUAUUCUUUGUUAAUAAUUACAUUGUCAUGUAUUUCAGUCUACAAUUAAAACUCAAAUGCCUCAA
This is a messenger RNA of Tachysurus fulvidraco (yellow catfish), 2340 nucleotides long. RefSeq names its product YY1 transcription factor b (gene yy1b). Gene Ontology annotation, biological process: regulation of transcription by RNA polymerase II. Gene Ontology annotation, molecular function: RNA polymerase II cis-regulatory region sequence-specific DNA binding; DNA-binding transcription factor activity, RNA polymerase II-specific. Bases 156 to 1226 code for a protein of 356 amino acids. The transcript is spliced from 7 exons. Gene Ontology annotation, cellular component: transcription regulator complex; PcG protein complex. The record is from RefSeq and is a predicted model, not a curated record. Lineage: Eukaryota; Metazoa; Chordata; Actinopteri; Siluriformes; Bagridae.